This is a messenger RNA of Plenodomus lingam JN3, 2385 nucleotides long. RefSeq lists its product as uncharacterized. Gene Ontology annotation, molecular function: RNA helicase activity; hydrolase activity, acting on acid anhydrides; ATP binding. The record is from RefSeq and is a predicted model, not a curated record. Gene Ontology annotation, biological process: RNA catabolic process; mitochondrial RNA 3'-end processing. Lineage: Eukaryota; Fungi; Ascomycota; Dothideomycetes; Pleosporales; Leptosphaeriaceae. Gene Ontology annotation, cellular component: mitochondrial degradosome.
AUGCCACCAUUGCCCUCACGGCGAAACUCGCUGUGCCUCUUUUGCGCCUUUGCCGCCCACGCGCCCUCACAACCACUGCGCUUCCUCCCCCGAAUACAAGUUGCCCAUCGCAGUGGCUCCUCAAAACGUGCCUCGCCUCCAUGGAGUAGCGCGAGCAUCAGAGACGCCUUCCAAGGCCGCGCAGGGAGAGACGCAGCUCCCUUGAUCCAUGUCCGUGUCCGGUUGGAUAAACUGAAAGAAGAGUGCGCCCAGCCCGACUUCAGAGAGAGCCUAGGCCUUUCCGAGGACGACUUCUACAAGGAAUGGACGGAGUUCGAGCGCUCCAUCAACCUCUGGAUAAGAAAAGCGCCGCCCGAACUGCAGAGACUGGCUGCCGAAGAGAAACGCGGCAAGCUGACGCUCUCAAAACGCCUACGAAAUCUCUUCUACGCCCAGGUAUGCAGUGGCAAGUUCACGGCAGCUGAGCUCGACAACCAGAACAAGGUCGCCGACCUACGUUAUCCCGCCGAGUGGUUCCCGGCAACGAGACAGAUUCCACGCACUGUGCAUCUGCACGUAGGACCGACCAACUCAGGCAAGACGUACCAUGCCCUCAAACGACUCGAGCAGGCCGACACGGGCAUCUACCUCGGUCCGCUUCGACUCCUCGCCCACGAGGUCUACACACGCUUGACGGCAAAGGGCAAGUCGUGUGCCCUGGUCACGGGCGAAGAACAGCGCCUGCCCGAGGGAGACGGGCUUCCGGGCAUGUUCAGCUGCACUGUCGAAAUGGCACCGCUCAACACGCGCUUUGACGUUGCUGUCAUCGACGAGAUACAGAUGAUCAGUCACGCAGAACGAGGCUGGGCAUGGACACAAGCCUUCCUAGGAAUACAGGCCAAGGAAAUCCACCUCUGUGGCGAAGCGCGCACAGUGCCCAUUAUGCGAGAGCUUGCCGCCCUUGCUGGAGACAAGGUACAUGUGCACGAGUAUGCGCGACUGACGCCUCUCCAAGUCAUGCCAAAAAGCCUCAACAGACAGCUGGAAAAACUCGAAAAAGGAGACUGCGUGGUUGCGUUCAGCGUCCUCGGCAUCCAUGCUAUACGCCGAGAGAUUGAGAAAAAGACGGGGAAACACUGUGCCAUUGUGUAUGGCAGCCUGCCUCCCGAGACGAGAGCCCAACAGGCAGCACUGUUCAAUGACCCGGACAAUGACUAUGACUUCCUUGUUGCAAGUGAUGCUAUUGGCAUGGGCCUCAAUUUGGCAAUCAAGCGCAUCAUCUUCGAAUCCCUUAUGAAAUCCGAUGGCCUCUACUACAAUCCCCUCCAGAUCUCUGAAGUCAAGCAAAUCGCCGGUCGUGCCGGACGCUACAAAACUGCCCACCAAGCCGUGACUACUGACACCCAAGCCUCGGAUCCCACCAUCGCCCUCGACGACACACCCCCAUUCAUCGAACCCAAAACAGUUGGCUGGGUAACAACAUUCGAAAAGGACGAUCACGAGCGUCUCAAGCGAGCCAUGGCCAUGGAACCAGAACCUAUCCACACAGCAGGCCUCUUUCCACCUUCCUUGAUGAUUGAGCGUUUCGCAAACUACUUCCCACCUCGAACACCCUUCAGCUACAUUAUGCUGCGCCUGCACGAAAUCUGUCAACUUCACUCGCGAUUCCAUCUUUGCAGGCUUCGAGACCAGUUGGACAUUGCAGACGCCAUCCACCCGGUCAAGUCCUUAAGCACACAGGAACGCAUCACACUCUGCAACGCCCCAGCCAACAUGCGCGAGGAACUCGAAAAAAGCUUUAUGCGUUCGCUGGCAGAUUGCAUAGCCAACAACCGUGCCGCCCAUCUCCUCGAGCUUCCCGACCUACCCUUGCAAGCCAUGGAUGCCAAACCCGGCCAGGAACGGAAAUAUCUGUAUGAGCUGGAACGCUUGCAUAAAAUGCUCAUCACCUAUCUGUGGCUUAGCUACCGCUUCCCCCACAUCAUGGUAUCGCGCUCACUAGCGAAUCAUGCAAAGAAGCAAGUGGAGGACAGGAUUGAGGAGACCCUGGCACGCUUCACCUUUGUCAAGGCAGAUCGGGAUCGGCUGAGGAUGCGGAGGGAAAUGGCGCGCAGAGCCUUGGAACAGGAGGAGGGUACGGAACACAAGGACGGCGCAGACGGCGAGACAGCGCAGCAGUCUGCAGACAAGCAGACUGCCCGCUCAGCGGUGCGCAGAGUCAUGACGGCUGCUUCGUCCCCAAACGAAAAGUAUCUGCCCACCCCUCCCCUUGCGAUUCGCAAGCAUCCGUCUACCCCUCACGUCCCGCUACGCAAACACAUGUCCGGGAAGGAAACUGACAGUCCGCCACCCCCUGACCACAUGCUCAAUCCAAGCCAGGAAUCUCUACUCGGACAGGCUCAGUAG